AUGUUCAAUUUCCUUCCCUUCAUUUCCACAACAUUGUUAUUAGCGUUGUUCCCAUUUUCACAUGGCAGCGAUAUCGGGAAAAUUACUGAGGAAGAAAAUCAACGCCUAAUUCAGGAAUGUGAUCCGGAUGUGAAGAAAAUCAACAAACGAAUGAUGAACGGGAAACGAUUCGACUCUUCACAAAUGCGGUAUACGGUCAUGCUGGAGAUACAGACGCUAAUGCCAUCUCGAUGUUCAGGCGUCAUAAUCAGUCCAAAACAUGUUUUGACUGCAGCCCACUGUUUUAUAACCUACGGGAUGUGCAGAAGUGGACCGAUAUUGGAAGAUGGAAAAUUAUCUACACCGGAAGAGAUUCCAGUAUUGGUGCACUACGGAGGAACAUGUGUAGAAGUUAGAGAAGGUGGAAAAUGCCCUAAAUUUGCGUUAGCGAAAAAAGUUAAAGUGUUACAUAUUGGUGUACCAACUCGUUAUUUCGAAUCUAGGUGCCGUUCUGGAGAUAUUGCCAUUGUUGAGGUUGCUGAAAUAUUUGAGGGAAAAGGUUCCCACUAUGAACAUGCUUGUUUACCGUCGAAUGUGACGAAACUUGCGAAAAAGUUGUCAUCUGCUGGAUAUGGAUAUGACCCGCAUCACAUAUCAGUUAAAGAGAAAUACGUGGAGAGGGUUUGGUUCACGAAGGAACGUUUCUGCGAUCCGACUGUUCGUGCCGGGAAAGACGCUUUUUGUGUGUUGGAGAAGUUUCAAUUUGCAUGUAGGGGUGACAGCGGAAGUGGAGUGAUGCAGCCGGCAAAUUCCGAAAAAGAUUACGUAAUGGGUGUUUUAUCGAGAGGACUUAAUUGUGAUGACGUAGAUAUUUCACUGAGAAGAGAUCCAAAUCCAACCCGAGAAUUUCGAGGAUCAGUGAUGACAAAUGUACGGAAAUACCUGAAUUUUAUUUGUCUUCAUGCUGGUGUAUGUGAGAAGCAUUUGGAUCAGAAGAAUCUGGUAAAACAGAGGAUUUACGACGUGUAUUAA
Messenger RNA from Necator americanus (New World hookworm), 1011 nucleotides. RefSeq lists its product as uncharacterized. Bases 1 to 1011 code for a protein of 336 amino acids. Gene Ontology annotation, molecular function: serine-type endopeptidase activity. NCBI's taxonomy places the organism in Eukaryota, Metazoa, Nematoda, Chromadorea, Rhabditida, Ancylostomatidae. The record is from RefSeq and is a predicted model, not a curated record. Gene Ontology annotation, biological process: proteolysis. The transcript has 8 exons.